Etheostoma cragini (Arkansas darter) is the source of this 2603-nucleotide messenger RNA. It is a transcript of the gene cald1b, whose product is annotated as caldesmon 1b. The transcript is spliced from 18 exons. Lineage: Eukaryota; Metazoa; Chordata; Actinopteri; Perciformes; Percidae. Gene Ontology annotation, biological process: actin filament bundle assembly; angiogenesis. Gene Ontology annotation, cellular component: actin cytoskeleton. Gene Ontology annotation, molecular function: myosin binding; actin binding. The record is from RefSeq and is a predicted model, not a curated record. Bases 272 to 2194 code for a protein of 640 amino acids.
GAAAGUGAGACAGAGAGACAGAGCAGGAGUCAGGCUGAAGAGGAGGAGGGAGGCUGAGAAAGAAAGAGAGAGGAGAACAGAGAGGCAGGCUUUGCCUUUUCUGGUAGUUGAAGUUGCUGAAAGAACAAACACGAAUUCUUCGUGCUGCAGAAGGGCUGAGAUAUAAACCAGACUGUAGAGGUUGACAUACGAAGAGAGGGGAGACACCGCUGUCCAUGGACUAAACUUGAGCUACUGCUGAGUGAGAAAGCGAGGUAAUCUUUUGGGCAUCAUGGACGAUGACUUUGACCGCCGCAUGGAGCUGAGGAGGCAGAGAAGAGAGCAGAUGCGCCUCGACACUGACAAAAUGGCUUACACCAACGAUGAUGAGGAUGAGGAAGCUCGGGAGCAGAGGAGACGAGCGAGGGAGGAGCGGAAGAAGAUGAGGGACUCAGACGAGUCUGGAACCACUGAUGUGAUCGACACGAACAGUGGAACUGAGUCCUCCACCACAACCGGUGUUGAAGGUGCAGAUGAUGACCAGGCUCUGCUGGAGCGCCUGGCCAAGAGGGAGGAGCGCCGGCAGAGGAGAAUGAUGGAAGCAAUGGAGAGACAGAAGGAGUUUGACCCCACCGUCAGCAUAACCAACGGCACAGACAGCACACUGGAAGAGCAGCCAUCCAACACCAGCGGCAGACAGCGACAUACAGAGGAAGAGGAGGAGAAACCAGCUGAAGAGGAGGUGGUGGACAAUGGUACCAACUCUUGGAGAAAAGAGGAAGAGGACAAGGAAUUUGUUGAGGAAUCAAGAACCUCAAGCACAAGAAAUGAGGAGGAGAUUGAGGAGAAGGCUGCAGCUGAAGAAGAAGAGGUGGAGCAGUCCAAUUUGGAAAAGAAAGAUGCUGAAGAGGAAGCUGCUCCUGGUGUUGACAAGGAGGAAGAAGAAAAGAAAAGGGAAGAGGCAAGGCAGCAGAAAGAAAUGGAAGAAAAGCUGAGGAUAGAAGAGGAACAAAGGCAAAAAAGGGAAAAGGAGGAAAAACUCAAGAAAGAGGAAGAAGAAAGGCAGCUGAAGGAAGAGGAGGAAAGGAAGAAGAGGGGAGAAGAGGAAAAACGACAAAAGGAAAUGGAAGAGAGGCUGGAGGCUGAAGAGAAGAAGAAAAAAGAGGAAGAGGACAAGCGCAAAAAGAGAGAGAUGGAAGAGAAGAAGAAAAAAGAGGAGGAGGAGAAGCCCAAGAGAUUUGGCUUUAAGGAAAAGAAUGAACCAGCCAAACAGAACGUAGGGCUCUUUGAAAAUAAACUCAAGAAAACAGAGAAGACACCAAGGGACAAUGUUCCCUCUCCCAAGGCAGACGACGUGGAGCGACUGGAGGCCGAGCGUAAGCUGCAGGAGCUGAAGCGUCGGCGGAACAAUGCGGACAGCGAGGAUUUUGAGAAGAUGAAGCAGAAGCAGCAGGACGCAGAGGCUGAGCUGGAGGAGCUAAAGAGGAAGAGAGAAGAGAGGAGGAAGGUCAUGGAGGAGGAGGAGAAGCAGAAGAAACAGGAGCUGGAGGACAAGAAAGCCAAAGAACAGGAGGAAAGGAAGAGGAUGAAGGAGGAAAUAGAGAAGAGGAGGGCUGAGGCUGCAGAGAAGAAGAAACAGAAGGAGGAAGAGUCUGCAAAGCCUGUCUUUGCCAUCAGUCCCAAAGGCUCCUCAAAGAUCGGGGCGAAGGCAGAAUUCUUGAGCAAAUCAGCCCAGAAAAGCACAACAGCCAGAGUUUCUCACACUCCAAUUGUCUCCAAGAUAGGCAACAGAAUGGAGCAGUACACCUCUGCCAUCCAGGGAAACAAAGAUGUUAAAUCCCCAAAGUCUCCGAUGGCGGAUAUUCCCACAGGAGGAGCACGCAGCAUCAAGAGCAUGUGGGAGAAAGGAAACGUCGGCAACGCCUCUGAAAGUCCAGCUCCUGCCAACAAGGAUUUGGCUGGUAUCAAAGGAGGUACAGCCGGACGUGUCAACAGUUGGAUGGCAAAGCCUCCAGAGGUGGAGAAGCCAGCUGCCCCUGCAGCAGCCCCGGCAGCACCAGCAACCGCAACAGCCGCAGCAAAGCCAGCAGAUGUGAAACCAGGUGAUAUUGGUAACAAGCGCGGCCUGUGGGAAACCAAGAAGAGCUCUGCGCCUGCCAAGGUGGCUGUUGGAGUCAAGAGCAAGUUUUUCACUAAUGCAGAUGUGAGACCCUAACUUCCCCAUCUAAAUUACGUCUCACCUGACCAAAUACAAGGAUCUACUACUUUACGUGCAUCCAUUUCCCUUCAACGUAUCCGUAUUUCGCAUGAAGUUCAAACCGGAGUGGGAAAAAAAAACGAGGGACCAGGAAGAUUGACUCCAGCAUUAAAGUCUCCAGAGAUCUUUCCUCAGUUUCUUCCUCAAUAGUUAAAAAAAUAUCGAUGUAAGGGUUUUCACAACAAAGUACCAAAUGUUUAUGGUUUAAUAGGUAUGAUGGAUUGUAUCCAACUGUUUAAUCAGAAAACAAAGUAACCCAUUUCCAAUGGCCGUCAUAUGUCUAAAUGUUAAAUUGCUUUCAAGCCACACUGACAUGUCUGCUUUUAUUGUUAUGUAUUGUCUAAUAGCUUACACCCAAUAGUAAGCA